UGAGGAAUCCUAACCCAUCAGGAAAAGGAAACAAUGUUUUCCAUCCAUCUUGAAAGGUUAGCCAGGAAAACAAACCUGGCUAAUUUCCUAAUCACCUGUUAAUUAGGACAAACAGGACAAGGAAAGAGCACAGCUUCUGAUGACAGCAGCCCUUAGCAGGGUAUAAAAGGGGACCUGGGGCGAGCAGACUUCCAAACCUUCCAACCCACCUUCCUGAAAACUCACUCCGAACCUCCACCCUCUGACACCAUGGUCAACUCCUGCUGUGGAUCCGUGUGCUCUGACCAGGGCUGUGGCCAAGGCUGCUGCCAGACCACCUGCUGCCGCCCCAGCUGCUGCCAGACCACCUGCUGCCGCCCCUCCUGCUGUGGCUCCAGCUGUGGUUCCAGCUGCUGCAGGCCAACCUGCUGCAUCUCUAGCUGCUGCCGCCCCACUUGCUGCCAGACCCCCUGCUGCCGCCCCUCCUGCUGUGGCUCCAGCUGUGGCUCCAGCUGCUGCAGGCCUACAUGCUGCAUCUCUAGCUGCUGCCGCCCCACCUGCUGCCAGACCACCUGCUGCAGGACCACCUGCCGCCGCCCCUCUUGCUGUGGCUCCUGCUGUGGCUCCAGCUGCUGUGGCUCCAGCUGCUGUCGCCCCUCCUGCUGUGGCUCCAGCUGCUGCCGCCCCACCUGCUGCCAGACCACCUGCUGCCGCCCCACCUGCUGCCAGACCACCUGCUGCCGCCCCACCUGCUGCCAGACCACCUGCUGCCGCCCCACCUGCUGCCAGACCACCUGCUGCCGCCCAACCACCUGCUGCCGCCCCAGCUGCUGUGUGUCCAGCUGCUGCCGCCCCAGCUGCUGUGGCUCUUGCAGCUGCCGCCCCUCUUGCUGCGGCUCCAGCUGCUGUGGCUCUAGCUGCUGUCGUCCUUCCUGUUGCAUCUCCAGCUGUUGCCGCCCCUCUUGCUGCGGCUCCAGCUGCUGUGGCUCCAGCUGUUGUCGUCCCUCCUGUUGCAUCUCCAGCUGCUGCCGCCCCUCUUGCUGCGGCUCCAGCUGCUGUGGCUCCAGCUGCUGCCGCCCCUCUUGCUGCGGCUCCAGCUGCUGUGGCUCCAGCUGCUGCCGGCCCUGCUGCUGCCCCUGCUGCUGCCUCCGCCCAGUCUGUGGCCAGGUCUCCUGCCCCACCAAUUGCUAUCGCCCCACCUGUGUCAUCUCCACCUGCCCCCGCCCUAUGUGCUGUGCCAUCCCUGAUUGCUGA
This is a messenger RNA of Myotis myotis, 1233 nucleotides long. RefSeq names its product keratin-associated protein 4-12-like. The record is from RefSeq and is a predicted model, not a curated record. NCBI's taxonomy places the organism in Eukaryota, Metazoa, Chordata, Mammalia, Chiroptera, Vespertilionidae. Bases 250 to 1233 code for a protein of 327 amino acids. The transcript is spliced from 2 exons. Gene Ontology annotation, cellular component: keratin filament.